This is a messenger RNA of Magnolia sinica, 1177 nucleotides long. Its product is annotated as LOB domain-containing protein 13-like. The transcript is spliced from 3 exons. Lineage: Eukaryota; Viridiplantae; Streptophyta; Magnoliopsida; Magnoliales; Magnoliaceae. The record is from RefSeq and is a predicted model, not a curated record. Bases 188 to 1177 code for a protein of 329 amino acids.
AAAAAAUAAAAAAAAAAUCUCUGAAGCGUUUCAUUUCAAGGUGCAAGGUGUGAGGUGGGAAGGGUAUGAGUGAGACGAAUGGUUGAUAGUGGAUUCCAACUCCGCCAAAUAUAGUGAAUGUAGCCUAAAUCACCACUACCCCUAUUCAAUACACCCUUUCCAUAUCAAAUCUGUGUAGAUUUUCUGCAUGCGGAUGUUCUCCGCCAUCCCUAUAACCCUCUUUCCCCUUUCCUUCUUUCAUCACUUGCUCUCAUUUCUGCUAUCUUGGCUCUUUUUACUAUCUCCAAGAAGAGGAAUGGAUAGUAAAGGAGAUGGCAGUUCCAGUAGCAUAGUUGGAAAAGGUGGAGGGAGUUCCAGCGGCAUGGAUAUAAGUGGCAUGAUUGGACAAGGAGGAAGUGGUGGAAGCAGGAGUUUCAGCGGCAACAACAAUAAUAAUCAUGCUUGUGCUGUAUGCCGGCAUCAAAGGCGGAAAUGCAAUGCAAACUGUCCCCUCGCACCGUACUUUCCUCCAAAUAAGACUGAGCAGUUUCAGAACGUGCACAGGCUGUUUGGUGUUAGCAAUGUGAUGAAGAUAUUGAAUUCCAUAGAGCCGCAUCUAUGGCCUCAAGCCAUAGAGACAAUACAGUUUGAAGCGGACAUGCGGAAGAAGAAACCCGUGGAAGGGUGUCUGGGUAUGAUCCGCAAUCUCAUGAAGCAGGUAGAUGCAAGCACGAAAGAGCUCGCCAUGGUUAAUGAUCAGUUGUACUAUUCCCGGCAGAGAGAUCAACAAAUGCAGCACCACCAACAACAACAACUGUAUAAUAUGUUUGAGCCAUCACAGUUGAUACCACCAAUGCCGCCAUUCGGUGGGUAUUAUUACCCACCUCAGCCUGGCGCAGUCGAUCCGGCAGCUGAUGAAGUGUAUAAUAUUGGACAGAUGAAGAAUUUGAAUCUGGAAAGUGCUUAUCUCCCACCUCCUCAAGAAUAUGAGGACAUUAAGCCCUUUGAACGGAUGCUUCCUGAUGCAUAUCACAAUAAACAAGCUCUCAAUGAUGGUGAAGAAUCCAGUGCGGAAUCGGCUAUUAGAGAACCACAACCGCUCAAUCAUUUUACGGACAACAAAAUGAAGAAUGAAGUUGGAGAAUUUAGCCUCACUGAUGCAAAUCGCAGAAAAGGAAAACGCCGUGUUGACAACUGA